CAUGGCUUCACGGGUCCCCCCACCACAUCAGUGAAAGAAUCAGACCGAACCGACCUGUGAACCAUCCAUAUGACCAUCAUCAUGACUCCUCUCUUCCUUUUCUACCCUAUUAAAUUAGUUUUUAUUGCAACCCGUGAGUUCUGCAUUUUCUUGGUUAGUUCUCACCCAGUGCACCAAGAGGGCGGUCAGUGAGGGAAGGGCAGUGUGGUGCUGAGCUGCUGCCAGCACUGCAGUCCUUGUGCUGCCCAACGUGGGGCCCGAAGGGCGCAGAUCCCAGUGCACCACUGAAGCCACGUGUGCUGUGUUUGGCGUCCCAUGGGGGACAGCAGACGAGGCCACGUGCUGACAGAACUCUGGGGACAGUCUGUGACACUCGAGGGGUGAUCGCCUGAGUGGGACACACAAAGAGGGUCUGUGUGCAAUGCUGUGUGUGUGUGUGUCAGCCAACAGGGGACAAAGCGGUGCCACCACAAAUGGGGGAAAUGUGUCACGAGGUGGAGAUAGCACGUCAUCCUGUCCCCAAGGGGAAAUGAGAUUGCCUCUCCGGCCACUCCCUGUCCCAGCUGCAGUCUCGCUGUCCCCAGCUGCUGCAGCCUCAUGGCACCAAUGGCGCUGGCCCUCAUCCUGGGUUGGUGGCUGGUGGCAGCGAGCAGAGCACAGCAACUGCCCCCACCCUCCCUGUCACUGCAUCCCAGCCAGGCGGUGCCCCUGGGGGACACUGUCACCUUAAGGUGCCGCCUGCCCCGCGUGCGAGCCUGGGUCCAGCUCUGGUUGAAUGGAACUCUGAGGUCCGACAAGGAAAAAGACAAGGAGCAGGAUACAGCUGAGUUCUCCUUUGCUGUCACAAAGCUGGAAGAUGCGGGGACGUAUCAGUGUCGGUACCAGGUGUCAGAGCCACUGUGGACAUCAAAUAAGAGUGAGCCCGUGGAGCUGGUGCUGACAGGUGCCAAGGGGCGGUCCCAUGGGAGCCUGGUGGUGGCGGUGGUGAGGGGCUGUGCUGCUGUCUUCGUCUUCAGCCUGGGCCUCUACUUCGUCCUCGAUGCCCGCAGCCUCUGGACAAGCAGGGAUAGGAGCCCUGGCGUCACCCCUGAAACGCCCAAGUCAAUGCAGUUCCAGGUGACUCCCAGGGACAGCGAGGAUCUGACCUACACCGAGAUGCCAGCUGCCAUCCCGUGCUCCCAGACUCCCAGUUCCCACACUGACCCCCAACCCCCCGUUAUCUACACCACAGUGAGCACUGAAUUACCGUGCUGAUGGGCCUCCCCAAGUGCCUCAUUUUCGGGGUGUAUGGAAGGGGACAGACCUCAAAUUCCCUGCUUGGGACUGCCUGGUGUCCUCUUCUUAUCCCAGACCAGCUCAUCUCCCCUAAUCUAACAACCCCAAAUUCUCCCUGGUGCACCCCAAAUGCUUCCCACUCACACCAAAUCCCUCAAUGCUCAUCUCUUACCCCAAAAUCCCGCCUCAUCCCCUCAAAUACCUUAAUACUCUCCAAUCCACUUCAAAACACCACCACCAUUCCUCAGACACCCUUAUCUGUCUCAAUCUAACACUCUUAUGGAGAUACAUCAAAAUGUCCCUUUCCUCCCCUUUCAUCCCCUACAGAUGCCCUAUAGAUCCCCUAUAGACCCCCCCAAAAUCCCCUGCUUCCCAUUCUGUCCUGCUUUUAUCCUUGGUCUUUGGGUGCUGAGCAAUUCCUUUGUGCAUCGCUUGCCUUGGAUAAGUAUAUACCCCUAUCUGAUUAUCAUUCCUGUUAUUUCUCUCUUCCUUUUCGGUCUCAGUAAAUAGAUUUUAUCUCCACCGAUGAAUUCUUCCUCAUUUCUCUUGUUCUCUCCCCACACCCACUGGGAGGGGGCCAGUGAGAAUAAAAGCUGUGUGGUGCUGA
Meleagris gallopavo (turkey) is the source of this 1882-nucleotide messenger RNA. NCBI's taxonomy places the organism in Eukaryota, Metazoa, Chordata, Aves, Galliformes, Phasianidae. The record is from RefSeq and is a predicted model, not a curated record.